AUGGAUGCAAGUGCAACUCCAAGAAUUUUAUUUUUGGUGGGGGAUGCCCUGAAUCACAUAAGUGUUGUUCUCUCCAAAUUUUGGUGUGUGAGUCAGGUUGGACAAGAUGACCUUGUUGCAGUUGAUGAUUGUGACCUCGAAGAGGAGAAGCCAACCACAGAGCCAUUUCUAUCUUUAGAUGAUAGGAGAUGGUUACAUCCUUCUGAAAAAUCUGGUCCUCCACUAAAGCAUGAUAUAAAGAACCAUGAUCUUCCAUUGGGUAGUAUUAGACAACCCACCCCACCUCCUAUACUGGCCCAAGUGCACAGUAAGCUACUUCAAGUAUAUCCCUACAAAGUUUCUUGGGAAAGUUCUACUUCAGAGGGUGGGCUAUCCGGUUCACGGUCGUACCAUGAUGUUCAUAUUCCAGCGAAUAUGAUGGAAGAUUUUAUGAGAUUGGCACGAAAGAAUACUGCACAAGACUUGGAAACUUGUGGUGUUCUUGCUGGCUCACUUCAGGAUAAAGUAUUUCACAUUACUUCACUCAUAAUUCCUAAGCAGGAGUCAACUUCAAACUCGUGCCAGACACUGAAUGAAGAAGAAAUCUUUUAUGUUCAAGACAGUCGUUCUCUAUUUACUCUUGGGUGGAUCCACACUCAUCCAACUCAAACAUGUUUUAUGUCUUCUGUUGAUCUGCACACUCAUUAUUCGUAUCAGGUCAUGUUACCGGAAGCAAUUGCAAUUGUCAUGGCUCCGACCGACACAUCAAGUCCACAUGGUAUAUUUCGUCUUACUGAUCCCGGUGGGGUUGCCGUUAUUCGCAACUGUGAGCAACGUGGUUUCCACCCUCACGAAGAACUCGGAGGCGGAAAUCCCAUUUACGAGCAGUGUUCCCAUGUUUACUUCAAUCAAAGUUUAAAGUUAGAUGUGGUGGAUUUGAGGUGA
This is a messenger RNA of Striga hermonthica, 924 nucleotides long. The record is from the annotation of a GenBank genome assembly. Lineage: Eukaryota; Viridiplantae; Streptophyta; Magnoliopsida; Lamiales; Orobanchaceae.